CAGACACAGAUACCGCUUGAGUGUUGGUGGCAGCGUCGUGCUAGAAGUGCUCCAACAGUUGUCUAGCCAGGCUGCGAUUCAUUAAGUACUAAAUCGGAUCGUAAAUUUUCAUCCCUGUUAAUUAAUUCCGGUAAAUUGAAGGAAUUGCUGGAUAUUUUUCGAGAUGAAGUUGAUCACGGUGUCGACCAUAGCCGGGCUGCUGGUUGUACUUGCAUUACCCGAGUCAACCACCGCUGGUCUUCAUCCCAUUAAGUCUUUCGCCAAAGGCUUCAUUGCUGGUGUCUUGAAAAGCCUAAAAGGAAUUGAACAUCGCAACUCUGAUCGCCGACGCAACUUUAGCGGAUCCGCCUCUGCCAAUCUGAGUUUUGGUGGACAAAUCACACCUCACGGAUCUGGAACGCGUCAAAACUGGAACGGGGCUAGAGUUGACCUUACAGGGAACUUGGACGUGCGUGGUCAAAGAUAUCCGAUUGCACAUCCUGAUGGGAGACAAACUAUUCGCAGGAUAUAUGAUGGAAAUCUGUCAUUUGACGCUAACAUCACCAAAACUUUGCAUCAGACAGCUACUUUUGCCCCUGUUAGUCCCAUCUCACCUGUAGUUCAAGUGACAGUUGCUCCAACUGAAAAUGUUUUGAUAGUUAAACCAGAUAGUCUAGAAGUCUCAUACCUUCCUCCAGUUUCUGAGACACCAAUUGUGGCCGAACCCCACUACGAGCCCGCAGAAGAUGCAGCAUUAGAGGUUAUUGCUGAGACUUCGGUUGCAGAAAGUGCAGGAUUAAACAGGGCUGAGGUCACCCAGAAUAAUAAAGGUGCCACCUUCACAAACGGCGCUGUCAAUAUCAACGUUGCCAAUGCCGGCUCCGGAACUGGCGCUAUCAUCAACUUCAGCAGAGGCUUCCCUCGAAGUGGAUCUGUGGUCGUUGACUCUGGGACCGUUACAACCGAUUUCAGUAAUGGAGCAGUCUCUACUGAUUUCAACGGAGAUUCGACAUCUACUGGAGGGACUGACGAUAACUUUAGCGAUUUUGGUGAAACCGUCGAUUCCAUGAGCACCGUCGAUUCUGUAGGUACGCCCGAAUCCUCUUCAUCAUUUUUCAAUGGUGGCGCACCUACUGAUACAUUUGAUUCUCUUAAUGGCGACACCACCACAUUUGACGAUUUUGGUUCCGCAGUCGAAACAACAGCAGAUACGGCGUUUGAUGACAAUGAAUCCGGUGAUCCUUUCAGUUCCUUCGAUAAUUCUGACACCAGCACCUUUGAUUCUGGAUCCUCAGUAUUCACCGACUCGGAAGUUACAAGUGAUGGAACCAGUAGCUACGCUACUGACGCUGGAAAUGGGUUUACCACUACGGCUGACGCUGGAAAUGGGUUUACCAGUGGAUCUGUGUCAGUAGCCAGUGCUUCAGAUCUCAGAACCGGAGGAUACGAAGUCCAUACAAUGGCCCACGCAUCAGGUACCACGGGCGAUGAUGUAGAAACUACAGUCUCUGUAUCAGGGGCUCCAGCAGAAGUGUACGAUAAAUAUGUUCAGACUAACAUAGACUCAGUUAGAGAACUUAGCGAUAUUGCCUUGAAUCAUGGAAACGGCCUGCCUAUUACAAUCCAGUUACGUACUCGCCACAGAGUGGAAACGCCAACACACCCUGAAACAGCUGCCGCGGCGCCAAGAAGUUAUUAUGUUCAGGGCAUUGGGUCUCUUUCGGCUGAUGGCUCGUCAGUGCUCUUGCCUGACGGCAAUUGGCACAUGGUAAGGAAAGCUCCGCUGCUUUAUAAAUUUAGAGAAGUAAUUGAGAGUCCAGAUGCUACUCCCACUGCUACAGUUUCUGAUCAUCAUGUCGAUACCGUGCUCGUUGUGGACGAGAAUCUUGUCGAGGGUGCAUCUGCUGCCAAAUCAAUCUCAAGUGUUCCAGUAGGAGCCAAUUUAAUGAGGGCCGAUACGAUAUCUCAGAACGAGAAACUAGUCAACGGACCGAAUAAUUUCCAGGGUCGUAGAGGUUCCAAUAGCAGACCAAACGAUGAUCACAUAAUGGCCAUGUUCGCAAGAUUUGCCGAUGCUCACAGGCAAUCUUUACUAAGGAAUCCUAACAUGAGCAGCUCAGUUCAGACUGGACCUUUCAGUGCCAAUGGUAAUCGUGGACGCACAAUGAAUCGACAUUCAACUUUUGAGGGAGAAGCCUACAGAAAUCGCCUCGACGAAGUGCUUGCGGAGGCGGCACUAGAGCAACGCAGCUUGAGUGACCUGAACCGUGCCAACGCGUACCGAGUCCUCUCAUCGAACGCUCAACUUCCUUCACCUAACCUUGGAAAAAUGGCAUCACAGGCGGUGGGUAUUUCGGGUGUCUCUUCGUUGGAUCGAAAGGAAAACAGUGGAAUUACACGAGCCACACUUCGGUUCAGGCAAAGAAUAUGAUCUCUGCAACCAGCUGUGCGAAAGAUUGCCGCUCAUCACAUUGAGUUUUUUACAUUGGAAUGAGCGGUUAAAAAUCUACAAUAAUAGCAUUUCAAAGGAUGUUCGGUCAUUAGUCAGUGAUGAUUAAUGUUUAACUAGUACCUGUUAUGGGCAUGACAAUAGCUUAUAUUUUGUAUUUUCGCCAGGUGGUGCUUGAAAUUUUUUGUUCUCAAAAUUACGGUUUCGAUUGGAAACAAAAAAUACUUGUACAUAGAUAAUAGGAAAUACCUAAGUAAAAUACAACUCCAAUCCUUACAAUUUUCUUUUGUAUCAGUCCUAAUAUGAGAGAAGAUAUAAGAAAGUCUUCUGAACGUCAUAAUUUUCAUUCACCAUCGAAUUUUAUCCAAUGUUUGAAAAUGUUCAAAUUAAAGUUGCUGCAUCAUUCACUUCUUUAUUGUAACAAAUUAUCACAACUACAAAAAGGCACUCUUAUUUCUAAUCUCCCUAUUUCAAGGAAAAUAAAGUAGUUUUGAAAUUAUU
Hyalella azteca is the source of this 2929-nucleotide messenger RNA. RefSeq lists its product as uncharacterized. NCBI's taxonomy places the organism in Eukaryota, Metazoa, Arthropoda, Malacostraca, Amphipoda, Hyalellidae. The coding region runs from base 164 to 2410 and encodes 748 amino acids. The transcript has 2 exons. The record is from RefSeq and is a predicted model, not a curated record.